AGAAGGCCGUCCUUCAUUUCAUCAGGACACUGCUCAGUGUGCAGGGCCUGGAUGACUGGGCCUGGGACUUAGUGGCCUAUAUUUUCAAGCAGUCCAGCUUGUCUGGCAGCCAAAUGAAGUCCAAAAACCGUUCCAGUCAAGAUGCCGAGGAGGAACAGAGCAUCCGAGCCACCUGUGUGGAGAUCCUGGAAAAUCUGGAUGUCUCAAUCAAUGGCAUGAGCCAAGUCUUAUGGCCCCGGCUGCUGGAGUACAUAGUGCCAGCUCAGUACAGCUGCACUCUGACCCCCCUGUGCCGAUGCCUCGGGGACCUGGCUGAGCAACCGCAGUGGGAGGGAGAAGAAGCAGCUUGGAUGGACCCCAGCAAAGGAGGUUUGAAAUCCAGAUCCCUGUGGGAUGAACCUGCUCCACCUGCCUCGUAGAAAGUCUUCAGUCUCAUCCAUGCACUACGAGGAGGCCCAAAGGCGGGAGGGACAGUUGGGUCAUUACAACCUGGGAGGGGGAGCCAGGCAAUGUGGGCUCCUCCAACCCACAGCUGCCCCAGAUUUAUGCUGUGCCAUAGGGGAAUCCCAGGGCCUUUUUGCCUUAGCUUCUCCGCUUAUCCAGUGAUGAC
This is a messenger RNA of Alligator mississippiensis (American alligator), 610 nucleotides long. RefSeq names its product maestro heat-like repeat-containing protein family member 2B. The transcript is spliced from 3 exons. Gene Ontology annotation, cellular component: cytoplasm. The coding region runs from base 114 to 419 and encodes 101 amino acids. The record is from RefSeq and is a predicted model, not a curated record. NCBI's taxonomy places the organism in Eukaryota, Metazoa, Chordata, Crocodylia, Alligatoridae.